Molecule: messenger RNA, 1522 nt
Organism: Caenorhabditis sp. 36 PRJEB53466
Lineage: Eukaryota; Metazoa; Nematoda; Chromadorea; Rhabditida; Rhabditidae
Source: the annotation of a GenBank genome assembly
AUGCUGCAUCCCUUCUUGUAUUCUAUCAUCUUUCUUUCAUUUUCAACAGUCUUUUCUGGUUCAUCUUGGCUCAAAAACUUGAAUUUGCCUCGUCAAUUGUUGGAAUACCACGUGGCGACAAGACCACAGUUAAGGGAGAGAUGUCUGGCCGAUUCGGAGUGCAAACUGGAGGUGAGUCACUUCGCAGGUACAGUAAUCCUAGAAGUUUUCAGUUAACCACUCAAAAGUGCUUUGGAUUCGAAGAUGGAUGCGAGAAGAAUAGCUCUUUGGGGUUCAGGAGCAAGUUCACCAGUUGUGACAAGAAUCUGAAUUCGUAAGAAUGAAAGAAGACUCGUAGCUAAUAUUAUUUUACAGAAAAGUUGAGGAAACGUUCUGGAAGCAGGCAGAUUUCGGGUACUUGACACCGAGAAUGGUGAAACAUCAGAUUUGUAGUUCGGAACAUGAGGUGGUGUAGCUGUGAAAAGUCUGAAAAACUAUUCGAUCGUUCUCAGAAUGCGUCCACUCUUUCGUGUUCGGAUCAGCUCACUCACUGUGUCGGAACGAACGUUUUCUUUGAUUUCUCAAAUCUGAAUCACGAAACAUCGAGCCGAUACCGACAAGAUGUGAUAAAAAGUGGACAGAUCGGUGGGAAAUGCGAAAAGUUCGAUGGAGAGUUGUUGGCGAAGAACUUGGAAUGGAAGGGAUACUUGAUGAGUUGGUGCGUUCCUCAACAUUUGAUUGUUUUUGUUUGACCUAUCUUUCAGGUCCGACGAACUACAACAUUUCCAAUCGAACCCCGAUUUCCAACUGAACCAAAAGUUCUGUGAUUUCAUUUUCGAACGACCCACUAUUGUGAUGAAACUCGACGCGGCUGUGAACUUGUCAGUUUUUCCUUUUUUAGCUUAAAAUAGUCUUGAAUUUGAAGGUACCAUCACUUUUGCGAUUUCCUGAACCUCUAUGCAUCCCUACACAUCAAUCAGACUUUCGAUCAAGACGUGGACAUUGUUUGGUGGGAUACGGUAACAGUUACACAACUUUAUGAGGAGCUGAAAGUGAGUAAUUCCAGCACCCGGAAGGCUUUCUUGACAAAAUGUACGGAGUCACAUGGAAAGCGUUCUCAAAGCAUCGACCUUUUGAGCUGAAGGAAUUGGGUAAGAAACGUAUAAGAAUGCAAUAUAAUAUCAACUUGAAUGACUGCAGAUGGAAAGCGUGUGUGCUUCCGAAACGUGAUGCUUCCCCUCUUGGCUCGUCAGCGAAAUGGGCUCUUUUACAAUACCCCGCUGGCGCAAGGAUGCACCGGUUCUUCACUUUUCAAGUCGUUCUCCCAAUUCAUACUUCACAGGUCAGUCAGUCAACAGUUUCCCCGCUUAUUUUUUAAACGUUUCUUUGUAGGCUCGGGAUAAAGCCACAAAAAGCUGAUUUGGAGAAAGUUCGCAUUGUGAUUCUGUCGCGAUCAACCGCCUUUCGGAAGUUUUUGAAUGUGAAAGAGGUGGGCUUCCAAAUAUUUUAUAGUUGUGUCAUCAACUCAAUAAGUGAAAUGUGA